AUGGUCCAGCCUGAUGUGGUUAAAGGGAGAUAUGCACGGGAGGUACAAAUACUGUCAGCGAAAGACACCAGCUACCAUUUCUCGGUGCUAAAUACAUCUGUCAAACAAUUGGAGGAGUUUGACAUUGAUGUCCAAGCCCUUCAGAUCCAACCUUUGAGCACGUUCUUAACAAAUUUGCUUGAUAUCCUGCUUUCGGCGAGGGGGAAGGGACAUCACAGAGAUCAUAGCAACAGCGGAGACUUGCAAGUCGGUGAAGAUGACGAGGCUCUUUGGGAGGAACUAGGUGACUUGGAUCUGGAGGGGGCUCAAAUGAACAGAAUUCAAGUUAACUCAUGUCGGCAGAAAAAGGUUGUUAUUCUGAGUAUAUUGAUGCAAAGCUCGAACCAAAAUUCGAACACAUUGCAGAGCGUUGUUGGCAUAUUCCUGCAGUCCGUGCACACACCUCAAAAGGUCAUCAAUACACUAUCAAGAAUGGGUGUCAGUGUGUCUGUUGACACAAUAAACGCAGCUGUACUGUCAUUGUCUGCAGAAUCCCACCGUGCUAUUCAUGCCCUUGGUCAAACACUGCUUGCUUCCUACGCAUACGAUAACUUCAAUGUUGACCUGAAAAAAACAGUACAUACUGUCAGUGACUCUGAAGACACGCUGGUACACCUCACCUCUGGUUUGCUAUUUCUACUGCAGCAUGGUGUCACACGCAAAGACUUACGGUGCUCGAUGACACUGUGGGAAAAGUCUCCCCUCAACCUGCGGCUCAAUCUAUCAACUGUCACAAUGAAAGGAGGAUGGAAGGACUUACUGCAGUUGCACCCGGACUCCUUGAAUGCAGCUGGUUUGUCUUGUAGAGACCGCUUUAACUCAUGGAAGAUGCUUUCUGACCUAAUCAAUCAUGGUCCCCUAUACUUUCGUCAGUUCAAGGACCAACUUGGUGAUCUGGAGAGAGUCGAUUCUAUCCCUGUCAUAAAGACACCCAUUCUCGCAGCACAUGCUAUGCAUCUUAGCAACUCCACAGUAUCCGGAAAUAUAAGCUCAGUAGUAGAGCUGCUGCGACAGGGAGGUAUUGAGGAUCCAGACGAGAUUGAUGAUCUGGACAUGCCGGACAUGUCAGAGUACGUUGUACUGUUCCACGGCAACCUUGGCUCUGGGGAACGUCUCCAGGCAGCCCAGCAAUGA
Suillus plorans is the source of this 1173-nucleotide messenger RNA. RefSeq lists its product as uncharacterized. NCBI's taxonomy places the organism in Eukaryota, Fungi, Basidiomycota, Agaricomycetes, Boletales, Suillaceae. The transcript has 3 exons. The record is from RefSeq and is a predicted model, not a curated record. The coding region runs from base 1 to 1173 and encodes 390 amino acids.